UACGCAAAACACACAGCCACUAUCUCUACGGAGACGAUGGCACCCAAAAAGAAGAGCGCGAUCCCCGACAGGUGGACCGAUUACAAAGCGCUGGGGAAAAGGAUACCCGGAACACGCUUCAUAGCUUUCAAGGUUCCCUUAAAACAGUCGUUGCAGAAGCUUCUGCCUCCGUCUAAAGCCUUUGGACCGUUGGAUCUCAUGCAGCUGAUGGAAAAGGAGAAGCAGGAGUUGGGCCUGAUCAUUGAUCUCACCUUCACAACACGCUACUACCAGCCAGAGGAUUUGCCAGACACUGUGUACUAUGUGAAGAUAUUCACCGCGGGACAUGAAGUGCCGAAUGACAAGACAAUCCUCUGCUUUAAGAAAGCCGUGAGAGCGUUUCUGCGUGACAACCAGAGUAACGACAAACUGAUUGGAGUUCAUUGCACCCAUGGUUUAAAUCGGACGGGUUACCUGGUGUGUAGAUACCUCAUUGAUGUGGAUGGACUGGAACCAGGUGACGCGAUUAACUUGUUUAACGCAUCCCGUGGGCACUGCAUAGAGAGGCUGAACUAUCUGGACGACCUCAGGUCAGGACCCAGGAGGAGUAAUGAGGGAAUGGAGCAGCCGGACCAGGAACCUGUGCGAGGGUACGCAAAGUGGAACCAGUUUGAGCCUCCUCCUCCUCCUUGUCCUCCUCAUCAGCGUGACUCCUCCAGCCGACAGCCUCCUCACAGCAUCCACGCCUGGGGUCCGCAGCUCAGCUCCUCUCAGUCAUUUCACCCGAGAGCCAUGCCCAACCACACGGGACCCAGAGCCCCGCCCAACCACACGGGACCCAGAGCCCCGCCCAGACACACGCUCCCACCCCCUCCCCAGGGCAUGUGGCCUUGUCGACCUCUGUACCCUGACCAUCACCCCUUUCCUCCCUGUCCCUACCCCGAGUCUCUGCCUCGUUAUCGAUUUGGCGAAGCUUGGCAGGAGCCAGCUGCGUUUCGCUCCGAAGUUCGAGAGGACGGCGAACAUUCGCAUAGAAAACGCCGCGUCAGGUCACGGCGAAAAGCACACAGAGACAGGAAGUGACGGGCUCACUCUCAGCUUGGCAACCAGAUAUUCUGUCCUCAUGCCUUUUUCGCUGCUGUCUGGACACGGAGAGAACUGGUCUCCACUUUUCUUUCUUUUAAAUGAGCAGUUUUUCACAGACUACGAAGCCUUCAAACGACCUUUUUUAUCAGGCUGUUACCUAGUGUUGGACUGUGGGCUUCUGACUGCCACAAAUAUUGUUCAUUUACUGGUUUGACAAACGUUUUACUGGUUUGACAAACGUUUUACUGGUUUGACAAACCUUUUACUUCACAACUUUUACAUUGUUUUAAUUCCAUUUGUGUGUCAUGUGCCAACAUCUGGUUUCAUGUGAAACACUAAGAAGCAGAAAAAUUAUAUUAGUUUAAAAGGAAAAGAC
This is a messenger RNA of Chanos chanos (milkfish), 1441 nucleotides long. RefSeq names its product dual specificity phosphatase 11 (RNA/RNP complex 1-interacting) (gene dusp11). NCBI's taxonomy places the organism in Eukaryota, Metazoa, Chordata, Actinopteri, Gonorynchiformes, Chanidae. Bases 37 to 1062 code for a protein of 341 amino acids. Gene Ontology annotation, molecular function: polynucleotide 5'-phosphatase activity. The transcript is spliced from 9 exons. The record is from RefSeq and is a predicted model, not a curated record. Gene Ontology annotation, biological process: protein dephosphorylation.